AUGGUUCGUUGCAUUGCCAACCAAGGCGAGCAAACAAGAACAAAUGCUAGCCAACUCUUGGACAUUGGGGCCACCGCUAUUGUCACUGCGGUAUGUCUUCGUCGUCUGGACGAAGAACACGAUCGGACAAUAGAGCACACCUUUUCCCUUCAAAAAGACAUUACUGCUGCUAGAACCAAAGUAAGGGAGUUCCGUGAGCAACAAGCCACAAUGGAGAGGCGUAUCAUCAAGGUUGAACGUCAGGUAGGCCGAGCUAAGAAUUCCACAACUAACUACCAUGGUCCGCAGCGCCCUACCCGCUCGAAGUAG
Lactuca saligna is the source of this 309-nucleotide messenger RNA. The record is from the annotation of a GenBank genome assembly. Lineage: Eukaryota; Viridiplantae; Streptophyta; Magnoliopsida; Asterales; Asteraceae.